Molecule: messenger RNA, 989 nt
Organism: Rotaria sp. Silwood1
Lineage: Eukaryota; Metazoa; Rotifera; Eurotatoria; Philodinida; Philodinidae
Source: the annotation of a GenBank genome assembly
UUAAUUUCAUCUUAUUUUUCUAUUUCUUUCGGUCUUUUAUUAUUUAAGGGUGUGGGGAUGGGUGUGUGAGUGUUGGAAAAUAUAAGGAGAACCCUCACCCACACUCACAUCCACCCACACCCACCCACACCCAAACCCACACCCAAACUCACACCGACACACCCACACACACCCUGAUUUUUCACUGCUGCCGAGUCCACUAAAAACCUAUCAAUCUUCUCCAGCAGUUUACCUGUUGAAAAGCAAAGUGAAAAAGUGAAAUGGAAAGGCGUAACAAAAUACAACAAUAUCGAGUUUACUCAAUAACUUUCUUCACAUCUCUCUACACGAACAACAAUCCUAUUACAACCGUCUCCUCUCGAAAUCGAAAUAGAAACCUGACGUGCUUUUAAUAUCGGAAAUGGCAAAAUAUUCCACUGGUCCGAUUUCAAAUCAACAGUUAAGAACAUAAUACCACUACAGUUCGAAGAUAAAGCUCAGCUUAUCGAUAACUCUUCGGAAUCCGAAGAAUUAUCGCCAGGUUCAUUUACUGAUUUAAAUUUGAAAAACUUACGUUUGUAAAAACCUAAAAAAAAGGUUUUUCAGUCAUUUUUUUAUUUUUUACUAAACAAAUUUUUGGUUAAGUUUAAUUUCUAUGAAAAGAAUUUUGUUUAAUUAUAGGCGAGUCAAGCGUUGACGAGUCUAGAGAUUUUGAUCCAGAAACAACCGAUGACUUUUCAGCAACAUGUCGUCCUUCCGGUUUCCUGUUCUGGGAUUGUCCUGUCGAAGGUUGUAUUCAGCAAUAUCGACGUUACUAUGAUCUUCAGUGCCAUCUCGAUAAAGGAAAACACAUUGUCAAAGGAGCCAAAACGCCUCUACUUGAUAAAGCUAAUUCUAUGUUUAAAAAUCUUCUUGAAAAUAAUGCUCAAAGAGUACCUAGUACUCUUCAAAAUUUCAAUAGUGUCCAAAAUAUUAAUCGUAUGUCAACCGUUGUUUUACCAAAAGGAUGA